Messenger RNA from Acanthosepion pharaonis, 834 nucleotides. Lineage: Eukaryota; Metazoa; Mollusca; Cephalopoda; Sepiida; Sepiidae. The record is from the annotation of a GenBank genome assembly.
AUGUUAUUUCAAUUUCUCUUUGUACAUAUAUAUGAACAAUUCUCUUUAUGGCCAUACGUUAUUUGUCAACCCCUGUCUGUCUGUCUGUUUCGGCUUUUCUGUCUCUGCCUGUCUCUGUCUUUCUUUCUGUCUUUCUAUCUUUCUUCCUUUCUUUAUCUCGUUUCUUUCUUUCUUUCUUUCUUUCUUUCUUUUAUUUUACCUUUCUCACUUCCUUUUUCUCUUUCUCUCUGGUUUCUGUUUUUCUGUUUUUAUUCUUUUUCUGUCUUUCUCUGUACUUUUGUUUCACUCUAUGCAUAUCUAUCUAUCUAUCUAUCUAUCUAUCUAUCUAUCUAUCUAUCAUGCCCUAACAAGGACACAACACUAUCUAUCUAUCUAUCUAUCUAUCUAUCUAUCUAUCUAUCUAUAUAUUCAUCUAUCUAUCUAUCUAUCUAUCACAGUCUGUUCAUAUCUAUCUAUCUAUCUAUCUAUCUAUCUAUCAUAUCUAUCUAUCUAUCACAGUCUGUUCUAUAUCUAUCUAUCUAUCUAUCUAUCUAUCUAUCUAUCUAUCUAUCUAUCUAUCUAUCUAUCUACCCACUACGUACUUUUGUUAUUAGGUGCACGAUACUAAUGAUCAUGUUGCACUUUCUUUUCUCAAUUCCUGGGCGAGGUCGUUGUAUUUUAUUUCAUCCUCACCCUGCGGUCAGCAGGCACACCUAUCUGCGAUAUGACAGACGUUCACUAUUUCUUUACCUUCUUCACAACAACCGAAGGCGCGCUCUCCUUUCUUCCAUCGGACAACAGCAUAUUUCAUCGAGCGGAUCAUACAGCAAUGAUAGGAUUCAUUUCUUUGUCUAA